AUGGCAUCGGGAUAUUCGAGAAUGGACAGCAAUAGUAACAGCAGUUGUAGCAGCGGUGACGAUGUCUUGGUAUGCAAAUGUUCUAAAAGACACACGAUCCAAUGCAAAAGAGUGGCUACCAAACCAGAAGAAAAUGACGCGGAUCAAGCGGACGCUGCUCGUGAACCUGGUGAAAUUGUGGACGAAGAACCCACGGAUAUCCGUGAACCCGUCCAAAUCGUGGACGAAGAACCCAUGGAUCAGACGGAUGUUGCUGGAGAAACGGACUCGACUCCCUACGAUGAUGAUGCCUACGACGCCGAUGACGAAUGGAAUGGUCUUUCGAGACAUUACUUGUUCUGUCAUCGACCCGAAAUGGGAAGAUUCUACAAACAACUCUGCACGUUUGGGUGGUGGCCCAUACAGUUGCGCCAGAAACCGAGGGAACUCGCCAAGGCCGGUUUCUUCUACACGGGAGACCACGGUGCCGUUGUCUGCUACUGUUGUGGACUACGCACCUACAGAUGGCAGAAGAUGGACGAUCCAGUGAAGGAACAUUACAGGCUGUCCCCAAGAUGUCCUUACAUUAACAAUGUGUUGAGACAUUAA
Molecule: messenger RNA, 588 nt
Organism: Gigantopelta aegis
Lineage: Eukaryota; Metazoa; Mollusca; Gastropoda; Neomphalida; Peltospiridae
Product: baculoviral IAP repeat-containing protein 3-like
Exons: 1
Coding region: 1-588 (195 amino acids)
Biological process (GO): regulation of cell cycle
Cellular component (GO): spindle microtubule; nucleus; cytoplasm
Source: RefSeq, a predicted model, not a curated record